Folsomia candida is the source of this 7643-nucleotide messenger RNA. Its product is annotated as mucin-12. The coding region runs from base 797 to 6121 and encodes 1774 amino acids. Lineage: Eukaryota; Metazoa; Arthropoda; Collembola; Entomobryomorpha; Isotomidae. The record is from RefSeq and is a predicted model, not a curated record. The transcript has 7 exons.
CCCUCUUUACCUUGAUCCCUUAGAUACAGGAUCAGAUUAGAAAUUGCGACGGCGAGGUAACCUCAAUACAAAAAUACACUACAUAUCACAUACACUUGAAAAAGGUGCUGGGUGCAUGAUGGAAAGUAGUGCUAGGACAUGAAACAUGUAUGCAUAUCGUUUCUGGAACAAAUUGCUUCUCAGAUCGGGGCCCCGAAAAACAAAAGGGAGCACAUAUUUUACUAGUUAAUAUUUCUUUUACACCUUCUCCGCUAAUAACUAUACAUACGUCAAAAUGAGACCCAUAUAAUAAUCCACCCCUCCACCCACUCUACGCUAAAAGCUGAAGGUCUCUCUCCUCUCCGACACGCAACCCUAACAAAGCUACGUCCAUGUCCAUGUUGGUUGUUCUUGAAGAUUGAUAUCGCCCCGAAAGAAAGUUGGUCAAGCUCAUUAGCUCCGCUACGAGUCAUGCGUUGAACAGCGGCGACGCUGGGUUGACCCAAAAUAAUUUGACCACUUGGUCCCCUCAUUGCGUCACAGUGGUUCUCUCCGAGUUAUGCAUACAAGUCUCUCCACGCCAUUCUGUCACUUGUCCUCUCGCCCAUUCCACCUCGACGCCCAUUUCCCUCUCAGUCCGGUUCGUGAGACCCACUUCUUCCUUUCUCUCUCGUCCCAAUAAAGUCGUAACAACCGACAAUAAAUACAUCAUCAUGGAGUGGAAAGACACCGGUCAAUUAUUAUUCGCAAUCACGACAUGUGACGAAGAACUGUAAUCUGUAGUAGUGCGGCCUGUAAUUAGUUGUCAUCAUCAAUAAUGAACAUCACCAUCAUCCUCCCUGCGGUGCAGGUGGUUAAGAGGGAGUUGACCACCUCGCCACAACCGACGACGACCCCUUUCCCCCCGGUAAGCGUGACGCCCUCCACGUCCGGCAGUGUGACGUCCGAGUAUCAAGAAAUCUUGGAGGAGUAUCACCACCACGAGACGACUCAUCUCCAUCAUAAUCAUCUCUCCCAGUCGAGAAUUGAUCACAUUGCGGCACGACAGGCCGCCUAUGAUGAAGAGUUUGAGCAACAAUUGCUCCGAAGGGAGCAAGCCUUCUCGCCCGCGAAGUCUAUUCCCAUCGACUUGGAGGAGGAGGAGGAAGAAUUGCAGAUAAUCUCGUCCAGAAUUUCCAGCGGGCAUUUCACCACGGAGAGUACUUCAUCCCCUGAAACGGUGAGGACGGCUGUUAUACGAUCACCACCUAAACAAAGUGGUGCGACGAGGGACGAGGGCCAGGAGCGGAGGGGACAAAAUGAUACGAGAAUUGAGGAGGAACCCUCGUUGCGAUCAACAUUCGUAGAGAAAUCUUUACAUGAGACUGAUCAUGAGACUGAAAUCGUAAAUCAGGGAGGAGAAAGAAGUUUGGCAGGGUUGAAAGAGGGAGAAGAAAAUUAUGAUCAAAAUUCAUCGGAGGAUGCUCAAGUCACCACCCUUGACGGCAGUGAGAAGAAAGAAGACGUAAGAAAUGGCAUGGACGAAGUAAUGACUCAACAAGACAUUCUGGACGAACUGGAGGAGCUUAUCAUCAUCAAGGAGGAGGAAGGAAGGGACGGCAAGCCUCACAUCGUCAUCACAACCCAGGGUCCUGACCACAUUGCCGAGCUGGAUGACGACGAUGGGAACGAAUACGAGAGGAAAGCUGUCAACAAAUUCAACACGGGUGACGACGUUGGGGGAAAGUUGGACAAGGAGGAGGAAAACGAAGGUGAGAUUGAAACCCAUUCUUCCACUACUGCGCUACCUGACUCGCAAGACAAGGCUGACGAGGAGAAAGAACAAGAUAACUCGACGACUCAUCAACAAGUAAGAAAGUCAUCCGUACCGCAAGAUGAUCAUGCCCCGACGAGUACAACAACUUCGAGACCUGUCCUACGUCGGCAAAGUAGGCAAAUAUUUGACCCUGAUGUGAUACCUACGUCACCCCCGACGAAGUCCGACACCAGAAGAGCGUCAACCCACUCGGACGAUGACGAUGAGGCAAAGUAUCAAACAAAUGAGAAGAAAAGACAAUCAAUCUCAAAACAACGGGACGAUUUUACCCCGUAUUCAGACACAGAGAGUAAUGAAAGCAAUAAUACUGUGAUAGCAGCAUCAGCAAGGGAGGCGACAACUCCUUCUCCCCCACAUCGUACCCAAGAUGAACAAAAGACUAAGAGAACUACUGAAAAAAGACAUUCACUUAAAAAGCAGAGCUCUGAUGGUAACAAUAAUUAUACGACGACGACAACUCCUUCCCCACCCGCGUCUCGAAAGGGUUCCGACACUGUUGGCGAGAAUGUACGGUUAAGUCAGGCUAAACGUAACCCGAUUACUGAUCAUGACAAUCAUGAUGGACGGCAGGAUUCCGUACCUACUUCUCGACGAGGAUCAGAAAAUUUUGAGAAAAGAGAUGAACGCCAGGAUUCCGUACCUUCGUCGCGAAGAGGGUCAGAUAAUUUUGCGAAAAGAGAGGAAUGCCAGGAUUCUGUACCUUCGUCUCGAAAGGGUUCCGACACCGCUGUGGAGAACGUACGGUUAAGUCAGGCUAAACGCGACUCAAUUGCUGACCAUGGUAAUGACGUUGGACGGCAGGGUUCCCUACCUUCGUCUCGACGAGGGUCAGAUAAUGCCGAGAAAAAAGAGGAACACCCUCAUGCUACGAUGGUGAGAGGACAAUCGAUACAAAAACGAGACUCUACUGCUGGCUUACACCAAGGAGAAAGUGGGAAUAAUGAGAAGGCCAACUAUUCUCAAGACGGACACCAAAAGAAGCAAGCUUCACCACCUCACGGGGAGGAAUUUAGGAGGGGAAGAUCUCUAGAAGAGAAUAAGCAAGAGGAGGAAAUUGUUGCAAAAGUCAGAGAGGGGGCAAAGAGAGGAUCGAUUACAGGGCAUCCCGUGGAGAAAGUUUAUGAUGAGGCGACGUCGUCAAGAAGAGCGUCCAAGGCUGAGCCUGCUGGUGACCAUUCGAUACAAAAGCGGGGUUCAUCCGACUCUGAUCAGGAGACUGUUCAAAAGAGAGCUUUGGGUGAGUUGAGUGGGGAAAUGCAUGAUCAAACUGUUGGGAAGUCGCAUUCGAGUGAAGAGAACGUUAGCCAAGAGAAGAAAACUCCUCCGAAAGGACAACCCGUGGUGGUGAGACGGACUUCUGUUGUAAGCCCGACGAAACAGGUAAAUUAUUCUCAGGACAAACAACACCGGUCGCAUCAAUCGCCUCCAAUAAAACAGCAUUCUCCAGAUAAGCAAGGUCACUCUCGAGAUGACCACCAGCAGGUAAAACAUAAUCAGGAGCAUAGUCAGACGACUCAUAAACGGUCGAAUAAUCCACCACCAAAACGGCAAUCGAGUCAACAACGGUCUCCUCCAGGAAGUAAACAUUCUCCAGAAAAUAAGGUUCAACACGGGUCUCAAAAAUCUUUAGAAAAUCAGAACCAACAAAAAUCUCAUCAAUCGAAACAACACAAUUCUCCUGAGAAUCAAACUAGAUCAACGCAGCAACUUCCACCAGCAGAAGGCUCGCAUCAAUCCCCUCCAGAUACUCAAAGUCAGACACGAUCACAUCAGUCUCCUCCGAAACGAGCUCAUCAGUCUCCUCCAGCCAAGCAUUCUCAAGAAAGCUCCCAUCAGUCGCCUCAAGCCCACCAAAAAAUUCAAACCAGGUCAAGUCAAUCCCCUCCAAGGGUAAGUCAUUCUCAAAAUGACCAAAUUCAAGCCCGGUCUCAUCAGUCCCCUCCAAGACACCCCCAUCAGUCCCCACCAAGCCAGGCCCAUCAGUCCCCUCCUAAGCAAAUCCACCAGUCCCCUCCGACGCACACCCACCAAUCUCCGCCAACUCAAGCCCAUCAGUCCCCUCCAGCACACACCCACCAGUCCCCACCAACUCAAGCCCAUCAGUCCCCUCCAGCACACACCCACCAGUCCCCACCAACUCAGGCCCAUCAGUCCCCUCCUAAACAAAUCCAUCAGUCUCCUCCGACGCACACCCACCAAUCUCCACCAACUCAGGCCCAUCAGUCCCCUCCGACGCACACCCACCAGUCUCUACCCUCAAAGAUUUCCCCAGAAAAGCAAAUUCAAGCCCGCUCCCACCCAUCACCUCCAGCAGAAAAAUCACACGACAUUGAGCCGCAUAACCCCCCUCAAGAUAAGGAACACUCUCCAGAGUCUCACCAACAGCAUGGAUCACCUCAGUCCCAACCACCACCACCAACGCCACAACACCAUUCUUCCAAAACUCAACACCAACCAAGCACCGACAAUUUUUCCCCCGAGAAAAAGCAGGAGAUUCAUGCUUCCCCUCCAACAACCCGUUCUUAUGAUGGAAUCCAACACCAGGCUCACGUUCAAUCCCCUCCAGAAAAACAGCACUCUGCAUCAGACCCCCAAAGUCAACCUCUUACACAAUUACCCCCAAUCGUGACACAUUCUUCUGCCGAGAGUCAAACUCCCCCUCAACUUAUCCACUCUCCCCCAACCAAGGAAUCUGCAGGGAGUCAGACGACAUCAACUCAUCAUCCCCACCAUCAAACGUCCCCUCCAACAAUAAAGCAACCCCUCCAGCCCACCAACAACAACAAUCUUGGUCAAAAACCUGGCGACCAUCCAACCCCCAAAGUCCGAACGGCCACAACAACCACCACAUCUCAUCACCCAUCAUCUCACAAACUACCUCCCGAACCCCAACACCAACGCUCCUUCAAGCAGCCCACGUACCCUCACCGAAUGACAAAAACCACCAUCGCUCGACAAGCCCUGGCUCGAGAGAAGAGACGAGCUUACGUUGAAGAGAGGAUUCAAAGCUACAUGAGAAAAUCUCAGUACGCCUCAGCCAACGCGUUGCACGAGUCUUACAUCAUGAACAAGAUUCGGAACGGUGGCCUUCUCCCAGACAUGGAUAGCGUCGCCGCCCACUACGGGGCCGAGGAUCUCACUGCCAUGCGAGAAAAAGGGCAAGGAAGACGAUUCACUAAACUGGACCCGGCAUCGAUGCAAUCCUUGCCAGAUAUAAAUUCCUAUCAUCACUACGCCACGAGUUAUGCGACCUCGUCGAGUCGACGGGUGCCCUUCUCUUAUCAUACCGACCCACUCCCACCACCACCACCGCAAACCCUCACCGCCAUUUCUAUCAUCAAACCCCCACCCCAAUACUACUCACCAAUUGAUAACUCUAACAACAACACCACCACCACCACCAAUGAUAACCAUCUGCCCGACCCCACGACUCGAUCUAACACGACUUCCUUCCAAUCAACGGCCGAGACUUCGCAAAAUAGUGGAAUUUACAUCGACUCCAAUCCCGAAUCGACGUCUAAUUUCUGGAAAAACGUGUCUGAACAGGGAUUCUACUACUCGUUCAGAGUGAGACAGUCCGGCACGGUGCAAAUGAUGGACAAGUCCGUGCAAACGGGGGAACAACCGCAGAGUUAUGUGCUAGACUUUUCCCGAAGACCGGAUGGGCGCUAUGUCCUUCAGAACAGUAGACCGGUGAAUUUGGGGAGUAAUAGCAAUCAUCAUCAUCAUCAUAUUAAUAACAAUCACGACACCACGACACAUUUACCUCCCAUUAACAAUCGAGACAAGAUUCUUAGAGAUAUCACGGAAACUGUCCAACUUCGUCAUGACCAGGAACUCAGGCGUGCAGAACUUAUACAAAGAGCGAACGAUCUUCAAUCACUGGUCAAGGAGAAGCGUGAAAAAAUUAAUCGGAGACAUGAAUUUUGGCAUAAAAAGUACAUCGAGGAGUCGUCCAUGACUCGCCCCCUCGAAGCAGCAUGUACCUCCCUCCGAGCCGAACUGAACACUGUGCACAGAAGACUAAUCGCCCAUUUGGAAGGACGAGAUCUCCCACUUCGGCUGAGGGACGGACCGUCCAAAAAGGCAAAUUAUAAAAUUAUGGCUGCCCGACUCCAACAUGAAAUCAAGGAACUACAACAGAAGGCAAAAUCGGCAAAGUUACGGCUGGAAUCAGAAGUUAAGCUCAAGGAACAAGCGGAACGAGAAGUGAGAGAUAUUCGCAACGACCUGGCGCACAAAAAGGUGGUCAUGUCCUUGGCCAGGUCACAAUUUCCUGCCGCUCUGGCACACCAUCCUCGCGCCUAUGAAUCCCUGGUGUAUUAACUAAACGAGAAUUAAUAAGAUCCGAUCAGUCAGUCGACAUAAAUAUGUAUGUAAAUGGUCCGGUCAGCUAGACGAAGAGACGACAGUGACCUCUUAGUGAUGAUUACUUCUUGUUAGAAUUUAAUCCAUUCUUUUCGUCAGUAGAAGAAAUUCGACUAUUUCAAAAUAAUAUCUAAAACACGACAUUUAGAGCAGAUCUACAUACAUAAUACAUAUUAUAUAUUGAGAAGAAAGUCAAAAAAUACUUGGAAACCAGGACGUUAUUUAGUUGUACCAAUUAUUUGUUAUUCUUCUAUUGGUUCGGUUGGUUUUUUAAAAAAAGACCAGCUUUGACAGAGAAAGAGAGAGGAAGAUGCAAGUUAGUAGAUUGUGAAUUCAGAUUGAGAGGUGUAUUUCUUAUUUGGGGAAGUAUUUUCUAAGAAAUGUUUAGUAUUUGAUGAUAGGCCAUUAAGAUACUAGAAUAAUUAGUCAAAUUAAUUACACAUCCUGACGGGAAUUAUAUAUAUACAUAUAUGAUAACGAUGUGAUGUAAUAUAAAAAUUAUGUGACACGCAGAAAAACUUUUGCUUUUUAGGAAACUUACUAUUUUUAGUAGACGAGAUCAAAUACUAAUUUGGGGUGCUUCAGGUAUUGAUAAUCCUCAGCAGUCAAAUCCGUUACUUUUCGGUUAAUCUUUGAAGACGAUAGCAUCGAUUUUCUGAAAAUAGAUGAAUUUAUAAAUUUGUUAGAAAGCAGGAUCUUAAAUUACAGUAAUUAAUUAUUUUCAUUAAUUAACUCCAAAAGAUUCUCUAACAGUUCAAUUUAGGAUUGAAUUAUUUAUAGCGAAAAAAAGUCACCAAUUUCUCUAUUUUGAUAGCAUCCUAAAUUUAGUAGGACAGCCUAAAGUUUUGAAAUACCUCUUAAAAAAUCACACGCAUGCACACAUAUCUUAUCAUAUAUUUUACCUGCACCACUUUACAUAUAUUACUAAAAAAAUCACUCAAACUUAUAUUUAUAGUGAAAAGAAAUUACUCUCGUAAAAAAAGUUUGUAUGAUGCUAGUUGAGUGAGAUGAUUGUAAAAUUAGUACCUAUUAAUAUCUGGUUAUUGUGGGUUUAGUUCGACAAAUUGUGUAGAUUUGAUGUAAACGCAAACCUACAUCAGUUACCUGAAGAAUGCUGGAAAGAAAUCGUGACAAGAAUGGAUGGAUAAUUAACGACGUCGGGACACCGGAAGAAUGAAGAUAUCUAAUCUUAUACCAAGCAAAUAUAUAGAAAAAAACUACACUACUAAUUAUUCUAUGCCUUAAUAUCAUCUUAUCCAUCCAAUCCUAUAUAGUCACCUGUAACUAAAUAUACUCGAUAAUUAAAGGCUUACUUACAAUUAAUAGUUUAUCUUCCGCCGGAAAAUUACUAAUUUCCCUACCUACCUCCUCCUACCUCCCUCCUCCCUCAUUCAUUGUAAUGUAUUGAUUUGAUGCAAAUUUUGGGAAAUAAAUCUUAAACGUUUGGUUGUGAGAGAGGGUUCACUCUACCAAAAAAAUA